AUGAGGCCGCCGCUAGAUGUGUCCAAGGUUAGGGCUAUCUUGAUUGUCGUCUGGACGACCAUUUUCCUCGAAUCCAUCAGCAUUGGUGAAGGCGCGCGGGGCACUGUGCUUCUGCACAGGAUAGCCAACACUGCAGCCUCCAAAUCGAUGACCCGCCGAAGGAAUGUCGCGUACUAUGGGAACAUCAGCAUUGGCACGCCGCCCCAGCACUUCACAGCAUGCUUUGACACCGGCAGUGCGGAUCUGUGGAUGCCCUCUGACAGCUGCCAGAGCGCCAGCUGUGCAGCGCAUCAACAGUAUGUACAGCGCAACUCAACAACAUUUGAGGGCACAGAUGGGGUGUUCUUCAUAGAGUAUGGCACGGGGGCAGUGGAGGGGACAACGGUGUAUGACUCCCUGCAGCUGGCCGAGCCACUGAUUAACAUCGAGCGGCAGGGAUUUGGUCUGGCCGACCAAGCCUCCAUCACUUUUGCUGUCGCCAGCUGCGACGGCCUCUUUGGGCUGGCUUUUCCUGCACUGUCAAAACAAGGGGUGGCUCCGCCCUUCUUCAACAUGCUCCAGGAGAGGCUGUUGGACGCUCCAGAGUUUUCCAUCUGGCUCAACAAGGACACCCGGGAGGGGGUGUUCCCUGCUGGAGAACUGCUGCUCGGGGGCAUCAACCCUGCUAGGUACAGUGGGGAGCUACAGUACCACCAAGUCAUUGGCACAAGGUAUUGGCAGCUGGAGCUGUCAGGCAUCAAGGUGGCAGGGAAAGGUGUCUCAAGCCUGAAGUCCAAGGGAGUCAUUCUUGACAGCGGCGCAUCUCUCAUCUUUGCCAGCACUCAGGACGCAGACACCAUCAAUAAGGCCAUCCCCGGCAUGGUGUUCUGGGAGGAGGCAGGCCUGUACAAUGUGACUGGCGGCUGCGCAGCCGUCCCCUCGCUGCCGCCCCUGACCUUCACCAUCGACAGCGUUGACUACACACUCAGCCCCCAGCAGUACAUCCUUCAGCUCCCAGAGGACGACCCUGCCUACUGCAUCUCAGCGGUGAUGGGCGGAGGCACUCAGCAGUACCUGGUGCUGGGCAACUCUUUCAUGCGCUCCUACUACGCUGUCUUCAGUGUUGGCGCCGCUUUCAAUGGCUCCCGAGUGGGCCUGGCGCCCUCCACAUAG
This is a messenger RNA of Coccomyxa subellipsoidea C-169, 1152 nucleotides long. Its product is annotated as acid protease. Gene Ontology annotation, molecular function: aspartic-type endopeptidase activity. NCBI's taxonomy places the organism in Eukaryota, Viridiplantae, Chlorophyta, Trebouxiophyceae, Coccomyxaceae. The coding region runs from base 1 to 1152 and encodes 383 amino acids. The record is from RefSeq and is a predicted model, not a curated record. The transcript is spliced from 7 exons. Gene Ontology annotation, biological process: proteolysis.